AAUCACCCACCUUGAGAUUGGUGAGAAAUUCGAAAGAAACUGAGAGAAUUCCGGGAAAAUUCUGAGUGGGAUAGGAGAUAGGACUGAGCCACUGUCCUCGGUCGCUUCGCCGCUCCCAUUUCUCUCUGAAAAAGGAAAAAAUGAAGAGUAAUGGCAACACAAAGCUAAUAGUCCUCCACCCUUCGAUUCACAAGCAGGGAGGCGCUUCACAUCGUCUAUGGCUUCUCUUUUUUGUCUGCUUCUUCACGUUGGCUUUCGUUCUCACUCUCAUCAACACCGCCGUGCCCACCCCCACUACAGCCGCCUCCGCGGCGUCUGCCCAUUUCCCUCUACCCCACUCCGCCAUGGAAGCGCUCCUCCACUAUGCCGCCGCGUCGAACAUCACCGGCCACAUGACCGCCGCUGAGAUGGCCUCCAUCGCCGGCGUGCUCCGCCGCUGCUCAACGCCGUGCAACUUCCUGAUAUUCGGGCUGACCCACGAGACCCUGCUCUGGAAAGCUCUGAACAGCAACGGCCGCACCAUCUUCCUUGAUGAGAGCGAGUUCUACAUCGCCAAGUUCGAAGAGAAACACCCGGAUAUAGAGGCGUACGAUGUGCAGUACACAACCAAAGUCAGCGAAAUGUCGGAACUGAUUCGGUCGGCGAAGGAGCAGCUCCGGAACGAGUGCAGACCUGUGCAGAACCUCCUCUUCUCCGACUGCAAACUCGGCAUCAACGACCUCCCCAAUCAUCUCUACCAAGUAGAUUGGGAUGUGAUCCUCGUGGACGGCCCUCGUGGGUACUUUCCAGCGGCGCCGGGGAGGAUGUCGGCAAUAUUUACUGCCGGAGUUCUAGCGAGAAGCAAGAAGGGCGGCUCUGCCAAGACCCAUGUGUUUGUACACGACAUGAAUAGGGAUGUGGAGAGGAUUUGCAGCAGUGAGUUUCUGUGUAAAGAGAACUUGGUCGAGACCACGGAUUUGCUGGGGCAUUUUGUAGUGGAAACCAUGAAACCCAAUAGCUUUCGUUUCUGUAGAAACCCCACAAAAUCAUCGUCACCAUCAUCUUCAUCAUCAUAAACCGAUGAUUGAGUGAAAUUCACCUUUUGUGAUUAUUUGUAAUAUUUACAUAUUUUGUUUUUGUUUUUUUAAAUAUAAUGUUCAAUCUCAUAGAUUUGAGUUUACCAA
Molecule: messenger RNA, 1163 nt
Organism: Vitis riparia (riverbank grape)
Lineage: Eukaryota; Viridiplantae; Streptophyta; Magnoliopsida; Vitales; Vitaceae
Product: protein IRX15-LIKE-like
Exons: 1
Coding region: 141-1055 (304 amino acids)
Biological process (GO): xylan biosynthetic process
Source: RefSeq, a predicted model, not a curated record